AUAAAUGAGUGUAAAGCAGGAAAUCACAACUGUGGUGCAAACGCUAACUGCCAAAACACUAAAGGGUCCUUUGUGUGCACCUGCAAGCCAGGGUAUUCUGGGGAUGGAGUUAGCUGCUCAGGUGAAAACAAUACCUCGAUCUUCUUUAAAAAGAAUCUUUUUCUAAUCAACUUCAGUUAUGUCGCAUUUAAGCCAAGUCUUCAGCCACAAGGUAGUAUGAAGCUUAGUCCCUAGAGCUGCAGUUGGUUCUUUUACGCUUAGUAAUAAGUAUCGAAAUGCCCUUGCAUACUGCUAUAGUUUGUGAUUUGCAGUAUCUGUAUGCAAUUUUAGCCAUUUUCGAGUUGAAUCGAGCUUCUGUCUUAAAAGUAGGCGAAGUGCGAAGCCUUUUGAUAUGAAAAUUAAUUCUAAAGCUCAAGGAGAAAGGUUUGAGGAUUGACCUUGUUUUGGAAAUGAAAAUUGAUCCCAUGAAAUGGAUAUUAUGGUAGGCCACAGUAAUUGCUGUGAAAGAAAAAGGAAAUCAGUUUUAAUUUGAUCGUUCAGUGCCUGACUGUUUUUUUGCAGAUAUAAAUGAAUGUGAAGCAGGAAGGCGCCACUGUGAUUCAAACGCUAAUUGCCAAAACACUAAAGGGUCCUUUGUGUGCACCUGCAAGCCAGGGUAUUCUGGAGAUGGAGUUAGCUGCACAGGUGAAAACAAUACCCCGGUCUUCUUUACAAAGAAUCUUUUUCUAAUCAACUCCAGUUAUGUCGCAUUAAAGCCAAGUUCAGCCACAAGGUAGUAUGAAGCUUAGUCCCUAGAGCCGCAGUUGGUUCUUUUGCGCUUAAUAAUAAGUAUCGAAAUCACGGCCCUUGCAUACUGCUAUAGUUUGUGAUUUGCAGUAUCUGUAUGCAAUUUUAGCCUCAUAAAUGAUUGAGAUAUUUAAGUUUUUUAAUUUAUCAAUAUAUAGAUUUAGCCAGGGCUAAAAGCGAAGUUCCCGUUAAUUAAUUUAUAAUUUAAAUCAAACGAUAAACUUGUAAUCCACAGAUCAGGGCACAUUCAUUUGACUUUUGAGGCAAAGGCUAAGUGAUUUUAGAGAAAAAUAACUUGACAGUCCAAGAGUACAUCGAGUUAUUAAAUAGUCUUAUUUGUACACAGUGGAUUAGGCCUGGAAAACAAAUAGACCUAUUCGUGUAUGGUAUUUGCAUUAGCUGUUGCAUCAUAAUGUGGCAUUCACCAGUCUCUCCAACAUUGCUCCGUUAGAAAGACUAUGGAUAAUUGGACAACCCCGAAAUAUAAUUUUAAGAAACACACGCGCCACGAUAGUCCUUGGUUGCAGCCAAUUUACACGUUGCAUUCCUCUGUCUAAAAGAGAGGCCAAAAUAAAAAAUCAGGCCGGAUUUUUUUGUGUUCGACAAGUUUAGUUUACUAGUAAAUCUUGGCGACGAAUCUGGUGGCGUGUAAACCAGCCUUUUAAACAUACUUUUUCUUAUCACGUCUCAGGUAAACAAAACUCUGAGGCCCUUUUUUAUCAUACAGACCUCGGACAGAUUUGUUCUUUUUUGUCCCAUUUAAACCUAUAAUUCUGCAGUUUUUCACAAUUUUGCAAGGGAAUUUGCACUCGUUCAAUAUCCACGACGAUCAAAGCACGCGCUUCCUUUGCACAACAAAUUAUAGCAUUGAAUUAUAAAACGUUGUCAUGAAGAGAAUUCUCAGAUAAUGCCGGGACUUUUCAGUUAGAAAAAUCUGGUCCUAUGUGAUAUGCAGGGUAAUAAUUACGGGCUUUUAAUGAAAACGAUCAAAAAAUUCUCAAAAGCACCUUUUCGGCCAGCCGGACGGGCUCUCACUUUUGACAGGCACCAAAUUUGCAGUGCGACUAAUUGAGUUACCAUUUACGCUACAACAUGAUAGAGAAAUUGUUAUGUUUAGAUUUUAUUUCCCUUUAUUUAUUAAACUGUGUAUGGUUUUGUUAUGUGUAAUCUUUAAAAGCGUGUGACAUUUACGCGCGGCGUUUUGAGUGUUCCUGAAUGCGAUGUUUAUGUUCGACUGGAAACAACCGGUGCAGCGAUAAAAAUUGCGAGAGGGACUACUAACAAUCAAUAAAAUAAAUAUAAUUCGGCGAAACAUGUACAGAGACAAUAAUUUUCAUUCACGAAGAGAAGUAUUGAGAGUAAAGUAUCUCUGAAAAUCAUGAGUCAGGUAAGCAUAAACUUAUUUAUGUUUUAAGCCGGCUACCAGUGUUUGCUCUUUUUCAAGAUGAACUCGAGGCAAGGAAAUCGCUCAGAGCUUUCUGUUUACAGCCAAAAUCAUAACUGAAUAAUCUUCGGAACCCCUUCGGAACCUUUUCUUUGAAUUUGCGGUCAAAAAAUGUCUAAAGGCUUUUUAAACCUGAUACUACUGUAAGUUACAUCAUUGCUCGUGUAUAAACUUAAGCCGUACGCUCGACUUCAGGAAACCGAAAAAAAAAAACACAUCAAAGACAAUAAUUGCUCAGGCUUACCAGUCGAUAUGCUGCUUUUGAAGGUCAUAAAGUGUUCCAGAAUCGCUUGAGACUUUUCAACCCUCUUACGCCUUAAGCAAGGGCAAGUGGGUAAGCUCAUUUUUGAAAACGAUGCCAUCCGAAAUCGGAUUUCCAAUGACUUUGACAAGCGGUGCAUUUGUCAACAAAAAGCGCAAUAAACAAACCAGCCAUGAAUUACAGAACAUUCUUGAAAGCAGCUGUAUUUCAUUUUGUACACCAAGUAGAAAAAGACAGUUUAAAACAUCACAAGAUGACACAAAACUCUCGGAAAAAACUCUGUCAGCUCCAGCUAUCAGUAAGCAAGUUUCCAGACGCUGCAUAAAUUUUCCGCAUGAACUCACCUGUCAAAUUUUGACCUAUCAGAACAUAAGAAUUGGACGUAGAGCGUGAUCAACGCGUGACACCGAGAAAAGUCAAAAGCGAUUGCCUUCCCUGCAUGUAAACGUAAAAGCCGGUUGAAUUUUCGCGUCCGAGGUCCGUUCGAAAUCAACAUUUUAAAAGUGCUGCUCAUGAACACGACUUAUUUCAUAUGCAUUUUAAAAAAAUUUAACUUGAGCCUGCGAUCAUUUGAAAAGUAUCAACUUGUCAGAGGAUACCUUCAAAAAAACACUCGAACUAAGUGGGUCGAUACCUGAGCCCGCGAUACGGUCAGGCGAUACUGGUUAGCAGAAACACUAUUUUGACAGCUGUCAAUUAAUCAAAACAUGGAUGUACAAUAUCAGGUUGCAGGCUCCCAAACUAGCUGGAAAGUGUGAGAUAAAACAUUGGUAUGCCUGUGGUGCGGACGGAGAGAAGGUCGGGUGGUCGGUGUACGGUCACGUGAUUGCCGAAUUUUCUAGGAUGGAUAGAUUUUCUAAGCUAUGGCGCUUCGCAUUGAGCCCGUGGUCAAAUUAAAACAGCGUAAACCUUUAAACACUACGUGACCUCAAUGGAUAGAAAAAUGAGUCCGCGAUACACUCAGGUGAUGAUGGUCAGCGUAUACUCUAGUUUGACAGCUGUCAUUUAACCUUCAUUAGAAUGGCGAAUAUUCGAAUUAAGGUGGCUGAACACAGUUUCGCGGGCGGUCAGCGGUAGCGCCUGUUUUAAGUUAGACAAACAAACAUGGCGGCGAAAAAAGCAAUGGAACACAGAAGACGAUUUCUCAAAAUCUACGCGUUAAAAUUUUGUGAUAUUUGGCAGAAUUUUUACUUUUAUCGUAUUUUAAAUAAUGAAAACUUAAAAAUGGGAGUUGAACAGACGAAUUUUGUGACACAUUUAAUAAUAACAGUACAAUUAUAUUAUUGAUUAUCUAAAAACCCCUCUGUUAAAAUUUGGUCAAAUAAGUUUCAAAUAGUAAUGAUUAAUUAUAGUAAGCUGUGUGCGAGUUUAUAGGAAAAUCUAAUGAGCGAAUUUUAUGUAAACUGAGUGAAAGUGAAAUUUAAGGUUGUAUUCAAUCGUUCAUGUUGCCAUGGAAACUACGAAAAGGUCAAAUUUUGCCUGUCAGUCAAAAUCUCUCAUCAUUAUAUUUUUCACUUGCCAAGUUUCAGCUUGUGAGCUGCAACCUUUCUCUUGCCAUAAUUUGGCAAAUGACCUAUACUCAGAAACUACCAAAACUGUGUUCAGCCACCUUAACAGACUACGAGUGUGAGUAAGACAUAUCCGUCCGGAAUGUAGUGGUAAAAGCCAGAUCGUGUACCUGAGCGAACCUGAGCCCAAGUUAUUAGUUUUCUGAUAGUGGUCUGCACAUGUCCCAUUUUGACAGCUGUCAAUUGACCUUAAUUUGGCUUGCCAAUAUAACUUUAAACGACUGUCAGCCAACUGACAGCCUUGCCUGGCGUAGUUUCGUUUUUAUGUUGAAUUGGUAAGUGUGACAUAUUAUAUCAGCUUAUAUGGAGGGGCAAAACGACUGCUCUUUCAUCUGCGCCGGCGAGAUGGCCAUGUGAUAAUUAUCAGCGGAUGUCUGAUUUUGACAGCUGCCAAUCUAAUCGUACUCAUACGGAUGGUUUACAUAACUAAGAGGCUAGUCAAGUUGUGCAAGAUCUAUUGUGACAUUUGACAUCGGCUUACAUGAAGUGUGUGUACGGGUGGGCGUACGCUACGUCAUAACCAAAUUUUUUUGGAUGGAUAGUUUACCAAAUUUUCUUACCCAUGGUGCUCCCCUGCGCGCGCGCUUCGCGCGAGAGAGGUCCGCUAUUAUAUUGUGUCCAUGCAAGAUUGUCAUGUCAGCACACGAAAUUCACGCUGAGUGACCUUACUGCAUUUAAAAAUCAUACCAGUGUACACAAUUCCGUCUUUUGCUCCACACCAUGACAGAGUACGAGCGGAAAGGUGUCUUUUUUAUUGCUCCUUCUUUUGGUAGUUUUUCGUUAGCUGAGACGUCGUUCUGCAUUCUGCAGUAUCUUGCUUCCUUAAGUUUCGCUAAUCCUCUAUCUAUACAUGUGGUGUUAUCAUUUUUCACUGUCUCAAUAUAUAGCAAUAAACUUUUUGCUUCUCAGUAUAGCCAGAAAGUUAUCUCUUUUUUCCGAACAUAUCCAAUCCUAGAAAAUAAAAGGCCAGUAAGUAAAUCAAUUUUGAUGAUUCAGUCCUACACCUGAGUGUAUAACAGGAGAGCACAACUGUGGUGCUAAUGCAGACUGCAAUAACACCGAAGGAUCUUUCGAGUGUACUAUUUGCAAGCCAGGGUAUUCUGGGAACGGGGUUUACUGCACAGGUGACAAUAUUUUAGUAAAGACCUGAUUCGUCUUAAUGUUAAGGCUAUUUCAAUAUCAUUUUGUCUCGAGUUCACGCAUUUGAGUGAAGACAAUAGAAUUCAAAAGAGACAUUUCCAGAUGUACAGUACAAUAUGAUUUUGAAGUCUAGCCUCAUCGACAAAGUGAUCGUUGUCAUGAUAUUUAUCAAUUAUUGAAUGAGUCUGAGUCGGAUGUGAAGAAUUAGGUAGAGCGAGAUUUGCAUAACUCUUCACAUCGUACGACAUCCGAGUUUAAUAAUGUUUUAUUAUUCGUUUUUAAUUAUUUUAUUUUAUUCAUUUAGUCACUCACAAAACCUUAUACAACAUGAACGAAAGUUGUUAAUAAAUUAUAAAACUAAUGUGACAGGGAAGCCUACCGAAGCUUGAAGCUUAUAUAAAUAGGCUUCCUUCAACUACGGCUAAUGAACUAAAUUCAUGGCUGAGUGCAGAGUGAGCAAGACCAGAAAUUUAAGCGACAGAUCGGCUAUCAGUAAGAUAAUUCUUAUAUAUUUUUUAAAAAACAAAUAUAAAGGAGAGCUAAUAGUGAAAUAGGCAACGAAUUCCAGAUUUUAGGUCCUCGGUAAAGGAUACUGAGUACCUUAUAUUUGUUCUACAAAAAUGAGGUCUAUACUGAGAGGCUAGUCGAGUCUCGUAUUGAUGGACUUGAUUUCUACUUAAGAACAAGUCACGAAAGCUACUAGGCAAAAGAUUAUGGUGAUAAGAAUACAUAAAAGUAGCGACAGAAAAUGAAUUAAUACUAAAUAUGUCAAGGACUUUAAGCUGGAUAAAUAAAGGGGCGGUAUUUGGUAAAUAGUGAGCUUUUGUUAUGAGCCGCACUAGACGCUUUUGCAAAAAGGUAAAUACCGUUUAGCUUGGAACAGUAGGUGGAGGACCAGGCGACAUUACAGUAUGUUAAGAAAGGAUAUACAAGGGAGUAAUACAAGGUCAUCAAAGUUUGGGAUGAUAGGUAAAAGCGGGCUUUCGCAAUAAUUGCCACACUUUUUUUGAGACGAAAUCAAUAUGUGGUUUCCAAGAGAGAUGCUGAUCAAUGAGAACACCUAAAAAUUUUGUCUCCGUGACUUGCUUGAUCACAGUAUUUUCCAGAGUAAGAGGGACAUUAACAUUGACUUUCUUUUGCCUUGGAGGAAAAAUCAUAAAAUUUGUCUUAGUCAAAUUUAGAGAUAACUUAUUCACUUUAAGCCAAAUGAUUAUUUUUGCAAGUUCAUUGUUAACAAUAGAAACGAGGUGGUUGGCAUCUUUAUGGGAACAAAAGAUAGUUGUGUCAUCAGCAAACAGUAAAGAUUGAGUGAGAGUAGAGACAUAAGGAAGAUCAUUAAUGUAAAUAAUAAACAUAAGAGGCCCAAGAACUGAACCCUGCGGGACGCCACAUAAAAUCGGAUAAGAUCGAUGGGACCCAAACUGGACAAAUUGAGUCCGAUCCUCAAGAUAGCUUUUGAUCCACGCCAAAGCAGUAUCCCGAAUACCAUGUUGAUCAAGUCAAUUAAAGCUAAUGCAGUUGAAUGAUUAUUACGGAAUCCAAAUUGUUUCGAGUAUAAAAUAUUAUGCAAUUUUAAGAAAUUAAUCUUUCAAAUUAUCCUGCUUACCUCUUUUUAGACUUUCUUCAAAACUUUGGCCUAUUUCUCGGCACCUUUUGUGGAUAUAAUUAGAUGUUUUAUUCUUUAUUUUAUUUAUUUUAUUAGCUUCGCCUACUACAUCAUAAUAAUAAAGAAAAAACAAAGUAUGAUAAAUACUGUAUAUAUUGAAAUAAAGAAUAAUAAAUGCUUAAUUAGGCAGGGGUGCCACGACAGCGGUAGGCCAAUUACAGUGGUCCCAGAGCUAAAAAAAAAUAUGUAAAAAACAGUAAAGCUACAUAUGACAAUUAAGAGUGGUUGUCAGAGAAAACCGGGCAAAAUGUUAAAAAUGUCAACGGAAGGGGGUCAACAGAAUAAGUUCAUACUAACAUCAUAGAUAGGUCUGGUGGAGUAAUGGACAAAUAUAAUAAACAUAGGCUCUUCACUGCUCUUGUAUUAGAGAUACGAGCAUCACUUUAUUCGACUCGCUCGGACGCCAUUUUUAUAAGCAAGUUUUCACCAUUUUCUGAAACUCACCGAACCCUCAAAAUUUAACAAGCGAAGUUUAUUUUUCGCAUGCGACACAACACAUCACAGAACUACGUUCUAAAACCAUAAGAUUUGUUAAGCAGCGACGGACAAGACUAAAAUUUUCUUAUUUUAUCUGACCUAAACUCAGUGUCUGCAAACGAGCAAAAAAUCGGGCAUUUUUGAAUUGAUCUACAGCGCACAACUAAAGCGACAGAACAACUCUGACAGCCAAAUUGCAGUCUACUAUCAUCCAUGUAACCAAAACACUAAUAAUCAUUUUGGGCCAUUGAAACAGGAAGAAAUUAGAAAACUCACAUUUGUUAUAGUUUCCAAGCUUUUUCUUGCAAACAGGCCGAUCCCUUCGUGUUUGUUUUAAGUCCUCGUCGUGAAUUUUCGUCCAUAUUUCGCUGUAAAGUAUGUUCAGCAGCUGGAGAAAAUAUCAAAAAGCUCGAAAUACUGCCUAGGUUACUUGUUCAAAGGGCAAAAAGUACUGAACAACAGGAUGAAACUAGAAAAUAACAAAGCGACGCCAUCUUGAAAAUUCAGCACUCAGGAGGGACUGGCACUAGUAGCUGCCUUGUCCACAACGUGAUGAAAUACCAAAUAGAUAAAAAACAAAAACAAACAAACAAACCGGCUUAUCAGUUGCCUACUACAGUCCUAUUUCUUCUUCAAUCACUACUUUCAGUUAAAUUUAGCUUUUUUUGUGUUGUCGGUCUUUUUUUGGGGGCGGAGUGAUAGGGUUUGGGGAAGAUGACCAAUUGGCAUUACUUUAUUCAGUCUUCAUUUACUCUUCAUUCACUUCCUUUUGAGUUAUCCAGUAUAAGUCUUUCUUUGGAAUCUUUAUUGUAUCAUCUAUUUUUGCGUCAGUCUACAAUCACCGUCCAUGUCCGAAGGUCCCCUCAUCUCCUGUUCAUGAUUUCAUGAUGCACAGUUUCAUAGUCCGGAAGGCUUCGCCCGAAGGGUACCUCUUUCAAGCAUCAGGUGUAACAAAGGGUAGGAAAAUCACAAGUUGAAUUAUGUGAAAGGAGAGGAAAAUCUUUCAUUAAGGAUUUUAAAGAGCCUUUUAUUAAAUGCUUCGAAGAAACACGCCUUAUGACAAUAUCAUUUACAUGUUAAUUCAGUUAAAGGUUACACGAAAAUGGCCCGAAGACCUUCUUUCUUACCGAUUUAUUCUCACGAAGCAUAUAUAUGAAAAGGGUGCAACUUUUCAAUGGAAGAUACACGAAAGGAUUACCUUUUCUCAAAAAUAGUAUAUAUAAGGAUAAGGGACUGGAACUCGGGGCGAAACCUCUCCGAACAAUGCUUUAUUGAGUAGCUUCCCACCCCGCUCCCCUUCUCACUAGGGCUUUCCACAAGUUGCUCGGCAACUUUUUGGCAAGGUCUAGUAUUUCGAGCAACUUUCUGCGUUUCAAGCAACUUUUUACAUAAUUGCUGAGCAAUUUCUCUAACUAGUUUUUUUCCAAUUCUGAGAUAUCUGAGCAGCUCUUAGUGCUUAAAUUAGCCUUGCUUCCAUAUUGCACAGUGUUUUAGUUGACAAUUUAUGAAUUUCCCUAUGAAAAAGGAGCCAGAUCCUCACCCCUUGGGGGCAGAUGAUGGGCGCAAGAUGCAGCCGGGCUGCUAGGUCAGAGGUUUUUUUGAACAAAAAGGCAAAAUGGGGGACUUCGAUUCACACUUGACUGACACGAGUGUCUGAGGUGAAGAAGGUCAUUCAACAAUUUUAAUGGCUCAUACUUGAAUUUUUACAAGAUUAAUAUUAAUAUUGAUGUGUAGUCUUCACUCAUACAUGGUUUACGGGCUCCUGAUGGCGGACAGACUUAUCUAGCAACGCUAAUUACGCUGCGAAGUAGCACAAAAUUACGUUUUUAUACUCUACCAGGAGCCAUAUUUAUCUAAAUCGGGGUAGUGGACCGUAACUGGACACCUUUUCCAGGGAUGGGGUUGACUUCAUCGAAAUAUCAGGGGCACCCAACGAGAAGAUGGUUCAAAACCACCUAAACAUAGCAUUGUUAAACGCAUUCUAGUAUUUAAACGGUAGAUAUAGGCAUAUUUUUAUCCCCGUAGAAAUUUUUCAUCUGUUCGGAUUUCUUAGCUGAAAGUUUAGUGAUUCGAAAAUUAUAGGGAUCAAAACUUACCUUUUCGCAAAUUGCAGCCAGAAAAAAGGCUCCCGAAAAUUCUAGGUGACUUUUUAAGUGUAAAAAUCCGUUAAAAAUGGGCAAUUAUACCAUUUUUUUACAUGUUCGAAAAUCCUAGGAGAGGUAGGCAAGCAAGGAAUUUUACAAUGAAAUGUUCCGAAAAUUCUAAAUCGCAAAUCGUCUUCCGAACACAUAUUUUCCGAAAAUUGUCGUUGGUUGCCCCUGAAAUAUAUAUCAUAGCCAUUAAAUGUGCUAAUUUUAGCACAUUUUGUGCCAUCUCGUACGAUUCGCGCGCGCAUUUUUUGCAACAGUGCCGUUGAAAAGAUUAACAAACAAAAUGGCGUUGGAAAUUGCCUCCUCUGAAUUUAAGGCAAGACCUUGACAAUUUCUCUAAAUGUGAGGACUGUUUAUGUUAAACAACGUAGUGAGAGUGUUUUUGACAAAUCCAGUGACGAAGAGAUGUAGGAGAUGUCAAUUCUUUCACAGCUACACCAGUAAACUAAAAGGAAUCUAGUGGCUGUAAACGUCCAGGUGUAGGACUUCUAUCAAUGAUCAAUAUGAUGAAAAAGGUACCAACUCGAGUUAACACUCAGACCCCUUUUACAAAUUUUUGAACGGCCAAAAACUUGCAGGGAUCCGUCUUUUCUUUACAUGCGACCGGCGGAACCGUGAAGUUUUUGAGCUGCAAACAGAACCGCAAUCUGUAAGAGAAUUUGCGCCUUCCCUCUAAACGUGGCGUUUAUCUUGGGUGGACUGGGCAAAGAGCAUUCUGAAAAAGAAGUGAGCAGGAAAAACAAUGAGGGGAAGGGGUGCGGAGUGAGAGUCGUAAAAACCCCAUUAAUGGUACUUUUUAACAAAAGCUCCUUCCGGAUCCUUCCGGUAUACCGGGAUCUGGUAAACGCUAUGAAUGGUUUAUUUUGACAGCUCUUGUCAACAUUCGAAGGUCUAUUACCUUAUGGAAAUGCGAACUGACAGCGAUGGGAUCAUCAGUUAAAAGGCUUACCUUCAAAAAAGUACUUCGUCCACUGGCUCUCUUGGCCGCUUCGCGGCCUAAAAAUGCCCGCUCCGCAGAACUGAUUCAACUGCAUGUACUAUGUUUAUUUUAAUAAACAGUUGGUAAUAAAAAUUAUUACAAAUUUUACAGCAAGCAAUAUCCACUGCCCGCAGUUAGCCCGCACGCUUCGAAACUCGCGAGGUUGAUACAUAGCAAGUCUAGCUAGCUCGCAUGAGAGCGAAGUUAAGUGAUUCAUAAAGAGACAAAAUAGAUCUUUAAUAUCAUCUACAUCCACGGGACACCUCUAAAUGAGGAGGGAAUGAACCAAUGCCAGUUAAUCACCAAUUAACCUGCGAUCAGGCGUUCUUCUAAAGCUAAAUUCAACUAAAAGAAGUAAUUGAAGAAGAAAUAAGACUGGAGUAGGUCGCUGAUAAGUUUGUUUUUUUUGUUUUUUAUCUUAUUGGUAAUCAGGAGCCCAUAGGCUCCCGGUAAUAGUUCAUAAUAGCCCACGUUCGAUACAGAAAAAAUCUAACAUGAAUCCGAGGCUUUCUGGUUACAUUUCUAUAUUAGGUUUGGUUUUCUAUGUGCUCGUGUAAAAUUUGCAAUUUUUGUCCAUGUUAGAUAUCGAACGCAGCUACUAGUGCCAGUCCCUCCUGAGUGCGGAAUUUUCAAGAUGGCGUCGCUUUGUUAUUUUCUAGUUUCAUCCUAUCGUUCAGCACUUUUUACCCUUUGGACAAGUAACCGAGGCAGUAUUUCGAGCUUUUUGAUAUUUUCUCCAGCUGCUAAACAUACUUUACAGCGAAAUAUGGACGAAAAUUCACGAAGAGGACUUAAACAAACACGAAGGGAUCGGCCUGUUUGCAAGAAAAAGCUUGGAAACUAUAACAAAUGUGAGUUUUCUAAUUUCUUCCUGUUUCAAUGGCCCAAAAUGAUUAUUAGUGUUUUGGUUACAUGGAUGAUAGUAAACUGCAAUUUGGCUGUCAGAGUUGUUCUGUCGCUUUAGUUGUGCGCUGUAGAUCAAUUCAAAAAUGCCCGAUUUUUUGCUCGUUUGCAGACACUGAGUUUAGGUCAGAUAAAAUAAGAAAAUUUUAGUCUUGUCCGUCGCUGCUUAACAAAUCUUAUGGUUUUAGAAAGUAGUUCUGUGAUGUAUUGUGUCGCAUGCGAAAAAUAAACUUCGCUCGUUAAAUUUUGAGGGUUCGGUGAGUUUCAGAAAAUGGUGAAAAUUUGCUUAUAAAAAUGGCGUCCGAGCGGGUCGAAUAAAGUGAUGCUCGUAUCUCUAAUACAAGAGCAGUGAAGAGCCUAUGUUUAUUAUAUUUGUCCAUUACUCCACCAGACCUAUCUAUGAUGUUAGUAUGAACUUAUUCUGUUGACCCCCUUCCGUUGACAUUUUUAACAUUUUGCCCGGUUUUCUUCGACAACCACUCUUAAGAACAACAACGAAGACGGACAAACACGUCACGAGAAACAUUACAUGACCGACAGAUGGUCAGUUCCAGGAUCGUGGGUACUCUGGGUCGUAGUUAUGAUGUAGGCAUCCAGGUAGUACUUGUACAUGAUCGAUUUGAAUUAACUGAUCUGAAGGUUGAAUGAAAGUUGAAAGUCAUCUGCUAACGUGUUCCAGAUUCUGGUGGUUCUAUUAAAAAAAAGAUCUUUGAAAAGUGAUGAAUUGCAUUUCCCUGAAAUAAAGUAAGGGACAUUACAGUUGCUGUUAGAUCUGGUAAUGCGAGUAACUAAGACCUGCGGGAGAACAGAGAAAAGAAAAUCAUAUCUAAACACCCGUGCCAAUCAGGAGAUCGGUAAUAAGUUAAGUUCCAUUAGCCUGUCCCUAUGUGUUUGGUCGCAAAUUAAUGGUAGAUCCAGGACAUACUUUGUUAGGUGAGACACAGGCGGCCCAAGCUUGGUCACAGGUAACCCAGGCUCUGUGAUAUACCACAGUACAGCUCCAGUAAAAUUACAGUGUUUGUAUGUGGUAAAAAUAGUAUCCUGAAAUUUCUAGGAAAUAUUAACUAAAUAAAGAUCAAUGAAACUUACUCUGCAGUUAGUUGUUGUUGUCCUUAAUGCUCCAACGAAGUUUCGUGAUAAUUUGUUCCAAUUCACUCUAUUUACAAUAAUAAUAUACAAGGUAGGAGACACGAGAUGCCAUCUUGGCCGCCAUGCUCUCAUUCAACAGACAUUUUUCCACGAAAUUCGAACUCCAACAGAAAAUAAACAUGCCAGAAUCGUAGUAAUAGGAUAGCUGCAGAUAUAGAAACCAAUGAAGCUUUCCCAGAUAGAAAAACGAAUCCCGCAGACUUUGACAAACUCGAAGGAUGUAAUCCAAAAGGCCGAGAAUAUGCUCGCCGAAGUAGCCGGACCAGAUCAACGCGCGGCCAAGAAAAUGAGGCCUGGGCACUGUACAAAAAAAUUCAUCCCUGGUGUCCUGGGUUGACCUUUCUAGGGACUGAUACAUAGCUUUACCAAAAUUAGCCAUCCCUGCUGGAAAUACAUUUGCUCGAGGGCUAUAUUUGUUCCCUUGAGAUAAACGCGACAGCUGGCCCAAGCAAACUACAUGUUCCAGUCCACGCGUGAAAAUGAGAAAAAAAGCACGUACAUCACGCUUUUUUUAAAGAAACAAUCGAAUUAAGUGUGAUGGUGUGAUGUACAUUCCAAGCUGAUGUUUUGCUAAUCUAUAAAAUUGGUGUUGUCGCUGUCGUCGUAGUCAAUUAAGUUUUUACUCUUUGAAAAUUAGACUUUUCCGAUAGUUAAAAAACAAAAAUUGCAAACUGAAAACAUCACCUUUUACAUGUUUAUUUCCUUCUUUCUCAACGUGCAAAAAGUUGUUUUGAAUGACAGCAUGGUGGCCAAGAUGGCAUCUCGUGUCUCCUACCUUGUAUAUUAUUAUUGUAAACAGAGUGAAUUUGAAAUUUUAAGAUGUUGCAGUGAAUCAAUCCCAAUGAAAGUUUCAGACCUUCUCAUAUGCAUUAUUAAGAUUAUGUGAAGAGAUUUGAAAAAAAAUUGUUUGAGUCGUUUCAGAGAUAUGCAAAAAAGGGCUAAAAGUCCAAACUUUGAAUGAAGUUCCUUUAACUGUAGUUGCAAACCAGGGUGUUAAUGCAGGUGGCAUUGUCGCUACAGUUGUGAGUGCUGAUCUGGCAUUCGUCUACGUCUGAAAGAAAAUGUUGGGAGAGUUUUCAAGACGCAAACGAACCCUCAAAACACGUUUUGCCAGAUUUUUUAAAGAGAAGAAACUUUGCAGGCACCUACCUGAACAGUUGUAGCCAUUUCCUCUGUAGGGUACAGAAGAAAUGGCUACAGCUGUUCAGGUAGGUGCUUGCAACGUCUCUUCUCUUUUCUUAGUUGUACUUAAUAUCAUUUGAAAUUUUAUCAAGCUUAUAAUAAUUAAUUCCGUUUAACUUGUCUCCUCUUUGUAACGAAAGCGGUUACAAAGGUUAUGACUGCACUUACUUGUAUUGUUCCUUUUGUGUAGAUAUUGACGAGUGUGCCCGCGGUACUCACAACUGCCACAGUUCACUUGCUUCAUGUACAAACACAGUGGGAUCCUUUAGUUGUUCAUGUAACAGUCCUUCCAGCGGAGAUGGCAGAACUUGCAAUCUA
This is a messenger RNA of Porites lobata, 14024 nucleotides long. The record is from the annotation of a GenBank genome assembly. Lineage: Eukaryota; Metazoa; Cnidaria; Anthozoa; Scleractinia; Poritidae.